CAGCGAAGGUGAUGAUCCCAAAGGUUGCAAAGUCACGCAACUUCGAAUAAUAAAGUUUGAAAUUAACAAAAAAAAAGGAAAAAACAUUUUUGGAAACAGUAGAGGAGGGUGGUAGCGUCAUUUCGAAGCUUCUCCGUAAGUCCACCGUACCUAACCAAAGAUUCUUCAUUACGUCAAAAGUUAGGAACAGAGCGGAAACGCCUGUAGAGAGAGAGAGAGAAGGAGAGAUAUUCAGCGGAAGAAGUUGAGCUGAGAUACGAGGAGAAGAAGAAAGCGGAGGCUGAUCCGAAGAACCUUUUAAAAAAACACUAUUAUUUCCGGUAAUUGUCGCGAUCUCUGCUCUCAGACCUGAUUUCAGUACUGUUGGGUUAGAUCAACAGCUUUGGUUACUCCCGAUUGCUUCGGACAGUGAAAUAUUUUUUUUUGUCUCGAUUUGGCCUCCGUUGACUUGUUUUUAGGAUUCUUUCGGAGGAAUUUGGCGUAGAGUUUUUGCACAUUCUGGUUCAGGAGAGUGAUUUAAUAUCAUCGUCAUAGUCUGGUGGUGGUGGUGGUGUGCGUGUAAUUUUGCUUGUGAAAAAAAUGGCUGCUGUUGCGAAUUUUAACACUAAACGCUAUUCUUGGUGGUGGGAUAGUCACAAUAUCCCCAAGAACUCUAAAUGGCUUCAGGAUAAUCUUACAGAUAUGGAUAGUAAAGUGAAGCAAAUGAUCAAAGUGAUUGAAGAAGACGCAGAUUCCUUUGCUAGGCGAGCAGAGAUGUAUUACAAAAAGCGUCCUGAGCUUAUGAAACUGGUUGAAGAGUUUUAUCGAGCUUAUCGUGCUUUAGCUGAAAGAUACGAUCAGGCGACCGGUGUUCUUCGCCAUGCUCAGCAGACUAUGGCAGAAGCGUUCCCUAACCAAGACCACACCAUGAUGUUUGGUGAGGACUCACUCGUUGGUUCUUCCACAGAGGAGUUUGAUCCACAAACGCCUGAGAGUUAUCCUCCUAUCCGAGCUCCGGUUUACCCCAGCGACUUGCAAAAGGAUGCUCUGGGGAUCUCUUCCUCUCAUUUGAGUACCGUAAAGCGGAAUAUAGCCUUCAUGGAAGAUCCUCAGUCUGUGUAUAACGGGAAAGGUUUGAGAAUUGGAAAGGCAAGAAAAGGACUGGAUUUCAAUGAUGUCGAUGGAAACGGAAGAAACGCCAAGGUUCUUUCAGAGUCUGAACGCGCUAGCAAAGCUGAAGCUGAGAUAGUGGCGCUAAAAGAGGCUCUUUCGAAAGUACAGGCUGAAAAGGAAGCUAACUUGGCUCAGUUUGAUCAGAAUUUGGAGAAACUGUCUAAUCUUGAGACUGAGGUAUCUCGUGCACAAGAGGACUCAAGGGGUUUUAACGAACGAGCCACAAGAGCCGAAGCUGAGGUUGAAACACUCAGAGAAACGCUCAGCAAAGUAGAGGUUGAAAAGGGAGCCAGCUUUCUUCAGUACCAGCAAUGUCUACAAAACAUAGCUGAUUUGGAGGAUCGCAUUUCUCUAGCCCAGAAGGAGGCUGGAGAUGUAGAAGAGCGAGCCAGCCAAGCUGAAGCCGAAGUUGUAUCCUUGAAGCAAAGCCUUGUUCGAUCAGAAACUGACAAGGAAGCUGCUCUUGUCCAGUACCGGCAGUGCUUGGAAACCAUAUCUAACCUGGAAGAUAGGUUGCGCAAGGCUGAGGAAGAUGCCAGGUUAAUCAAUCAAAGGGCAGAAAAUGCUGAUGGUGAAGUGGAAAGCUUGAAGCAAAAGGUCUCCAAAUUGACUGAAGAAAACGAAGCUUAUGAACUCCAAUACCAACAGUGCCUGGAGACAAUUGCGGAUCUAAAGCUCAAGCUGUUUCAUGCUCAAGAAGAAACCCAGAGGCUUAGCCGUGAAAUAGAGGAUGGGGUUGCCAAGUUAAAAGUUGCGGAGGAAAAAUGUGUAGUGCUUGAGAGAUCAAACAAAAAUCUGCACUCUGAGCUGGAUGGUUUAUUGGAGAAACUGGGGAAUCAAAGUCAUGAACUCACGGAGAAACAGGAAGAGAUGGGAAGAUUGUGGACUACUGUGCAAGAAGAACACUUGCGUUUCAUGGAGGCUGAGACCGCCUUUCAAACCCUGCAGCAACUGCACUCUCAGUCUCAGGAGGAGCUAAGCAGUUUGGCAUUGGAACUGCAAAACAGGUCUCAGAUCCUUGAAGAUAUGGAGGCCCGUAACAUUGGUUUACAGGAGGAAGUCCAGGAAGCAAAAGAUGAGAACAAAUGCCUCAGUGAGCUCAAUCUCUCUUCGGCUGCAUCCAUCAAAAUUUUGCAGGAGGAGGUUUCAAGAUUACGGGAGAAAAUACAGGAACUUGAAGCAGAAGUUGAAUUGAGAGUGGACCAGAGAAAUGCUUUGCAGCAAGAAAUAUAUUGUCUUAAAGAGGAACUAAGCCAGAUAGGAAAGAAACACCAGUCCAUGGUGGAACAGGUGGAGUUGGUUGGUUUGCAUCCAGAAAGAGUUGGAUCUUCUGUCAAGGAGUUGCAGGAGGAGAACUCAAAGCUUAAGGAAAUAAAGGAAAGGGGAAGUAUUGAAAAGGCUGCACUGCUUGAGAAGUUAGAGUUGAUGGAAAAUCUUGUUCAGAAAAAUCUUGUUCUGGAGAACUCCAUAGCAAAUUUGAAUUCUGAGCUGGAAACAAUCAGAGGAAAGCUGAAGACAGUGGAGGAAGCUUGUGUGUCACUUGCAGAAGAGAAAUCGGGUCUUCAUUCUGAGAAGGACAUGUUGAUUUCCCGUUUGCAGAGUGCUACAGAAAACAGCAGGAAACUCUCUGAGGAAAACAGGUUACUGGAGAAUUCUCUUUCUGAUGCCAAUGCAGAGCUUGAAGAACUCAAGUCAAAUUUAAAAAGCCUAGAAGACUCAUGCUACUUGCUGAAUGAUGAAAAGUCCAGUUUAGUUAAUGAAAGAGAAAGCCUACUCUCUCAUAUGGAUAUAAUGAGAAAAAGCAUUGAAGAUCUGGAGAAAGAACAAGCAGAGUUAAAAGUGAAACUUUUGGAGUUAGCAACCGAGAGGGAAUGUUCUCUUCAGAAAAUUGAAGAGCUGGGAGUGUCUCUAGAUGCCAAAGACCGUGACCACGCUAGUUUUGUGCAGCUGUCUGAGAGUCAGAUGAAUGUCAUGAAAUCAAAGAUCCAUCAUCUUCAAGAUGAAAAUCAACGCCAGGAGAGAGAGUAUCAAGUAGAACUGGAUCGAGCUCACGAUGCCCAUGUUGAGAUUAUUGUUCUGCAGAAAUGUUUGCAGGACUGGCUUGAGAAGAGUUCCUCUCUCGUUGCUGAGAAUCAGAAGAUCAAAGAGGCUUCUCAACUGUUGGAAAAGCUAGUCUCUGAACUAGAACAGGGAAAUGUUGGGAAACAAGUGCAGAUUGAGUCCUCCAUUAACUGCAUUAAAACACUGAGAGCGGGGAUUUUCCAGGUAUUGAUGAAGCUUGAAGUUAUCCCAUGUAUAGAUUCCGAUGAUGAGAACUCGCAAGACCAGAAAAACAUGCAUGACAUAUUGAGUAGACUUGAUGAGAUGCAAACUAUGCUUUUGAAGGUUCAGAAUGAAAACCAGCAGUCCGCUAUUGAGAACCUCGUCCUAGUUGAAUUUCUUCGGCAACUGAAAUCAGAAGCUGUUGGCAUUGCAGCAGGGAAGAAACUCCUUGAGAAAGAACUUGAAUCUCAGCGUUGCCAGCUCUCCCUUUCGCAGGAUGAGAUCCAGAAACUUAGCUCCAUGAAUGGGGAAUUGACCACAAAAGUUUAUCAAGGAGUCAACAGAGAAGAAGUCUUGAAGGUGGAAGUUGAGGAUUUGCAAAGGCAAGUCUUGCAACUUGGAAGUGACUACACCAUUUUGCAGGGAGAGAAUUACAAAACUUUGGAAGAGAAAAUGUACUUGACAAAGUCUACACUGCGGUUAGAGGAGGAGAAACGUGAACUAGAAGAGGAUAUCUCUUUGCUUCUUUCCGAGGCUAUAUACCAAAGCAAUCUCAUUCUUCUUUUGGAGGAUGUCGUUUUGGAAAAACUUUCAGAGGCGGUGAAACUAAACGAGGAUUUGGACAGACUCAGUUUUGUUAAGAGUAAGCUCGAGGAAGAGGUAAGGGAGGUUGGUGAUAAGUUAAAAUCUGCAGAAACUGAGAACUUGCAGCUUAAAGGUUUGCUAGAGAAAACAGACACCGAGCUGCUCUCUGCUAGAUCAGCCAAUGAUCAGUUGGAACAGGCAAUUUCUGAUGUGAAGAAUCAACUGGUUCAGAAGGAGAAAGAACUUCUAGAAGCUAUGCUUAUGAUCUCCAUAGUGCAAAAUGAAAAAUCUGGAUUAUCCAAGGCAGUGGAGGAUUUAGAAUGUAAAUACAAGGAAACUAAAGCAAUAGAAGAAGAUAAAGAUAAGCAGGUUCUGAAACUCCGAGGAGAUUACGAUGAGCAGGUUAAGAAGAGCGGUCAUGCCAACGAAGCUAAUCUGAAACUGGAAGCUGAACUCGAAGGAAUGAAAGUGGGGAAGGAAAAGCUGAACCAGGAGCUUUCCAAAGAGAAGAAUGAUGUUGAACUAUGGGAGUCUCAAGCUUCAACAUUGUUUGGAGAUUUGCAGAUUUCAGUUGUUCGUGAAACAUUGCUUGAAGGGUUGAUCCAUGAGCUAGCGGAAGCCUACAAGAACCUUGAAAAAAGAAGCACAUUAAAAGACGUGGAGGUUGACCAGCUUAAAGGAAGAGUGAGCAACUUAGAGGAUGCGAAUAAAGGACAAAACGAUCUUAUGAGAAAAUAUGUCCAAGCCAUUAUAUUGUUGGAGGAGAGCAUAGAAUCUCUGGAAAAACAUAUUGACAUGCCUCACGCAUUCAAGAAUGAACCAGCCAAGGACACUGCUUCAAUGGUGGAUAACAACGAGGGUUUCUUAGAGCUUCAAGAAAUAUGUUUGAGAAUCAAAGCUAUUGAAGAGGCUGUAACCGAAAAGCUUGCAGUGCAAGAACUAAGAACAGCUGCCCGCAGAAGUGGAAGUCUGCAGAAACAGAACCAUGAAAUCUAUCCAGAAGAAAACGAAAUGAUCACGAAAGAUAUCUUACUCGACCAGGUUUCUGAUUGCUCGUCAUAUGGGAUUAGUAAGAGAGACAUUUUGAAGAUAGAAGAUGAUCACAGUCUUGAGGUAAAGCCACAACACCCUCAAAAAGGUAAAUCCAUGUCUGAAGAGUCACUGGUCGUGGACAAACUAGAGGUCUCCGACAGGUUCACGGAUCCAAACAAAGAAGUAAACAAGAGGAAAGUUCUCGAGAGACUUGAUUCAGAUUUACAGAAGCUCUCGAAUCUUCAUAUAGCCGUAGAAGAUUUGAAAAGCAAAGUGGAGAGAGAGGAGAGAAGCGAGAAAGAAAAGGAAGACGAGUACGAAACAGUGAAGGGACAGAUCAAUGAAGCAGAGGAAGCGUUAGAGAAACUUCUAAGCAUCAACAGGAAACUGGUGACAAAAGUGGUGAGGGGAUUUGAGAUAUCAGAUGGAAGCAAGUCAUCAAUGGAUCUUGAUGAGGAUGAGAACAGCAGAAGGAGGCGGAUAUCAGAACAAGCGAGGAGAGGAUCAGAGAAGAUUGGGAGGUUGCAGCUGGAGAUACAGAGGUUACAGUUUUUGUUGCUGAAGCUGGAAGGAGAAAGAGAGAAUCGAGCGAAAGCUAAGGUGUCGGAUAGUAAAACGAGGACUCUUCUUAAGGACUAUAUCUAUGGUGGAGUGAGAGGUGAGCGACGGAAGAGGAUUAAAAAGCGGUUUGCGUUUUGUGGGUGUGUGCAGCAACCACCUCCAUCUCCUUGAUCGUUUUGAAACUUGUUAAAAGCAUAAUAAUAGUAUUCAUGUGAAUGAAAAGUGAGUUUGAGUUUAAUAUAUGAAUGACAAACACCUUUCUUAAUAUAUGUUUUGCGUUUGGAAGAUUUUAAAAUAAAUUUGUAUAUUGCAUA
Molecule: messenger RNA, 5906 nt
Organism: Raphanus sativus (radish)
Lineage: Eukaryota; Viridiplantae; Streptophyta; Magnoliopsida; Brassicales; Brassicaceae
Product: protein NETWORKED 1D
Exons: 5
Coding region: 580-5763 (1727 amino acids)
Cellular component (GO): plasma membrane
Molecular function (GO): actin filament binding
Source: RefSeq, a predicted model, not a curated record